Messenger RNA from Gracilinanus agilis (Agile Gracile Mouse Opossum), 1455 nucleotides. It is a transcript of the gene CAVIN3, whose product is annotated as caveolae associated protein 3. Lineage: Eukaryota; Metazoa; Chordata; Mammalia; Didelphimorphia; Didelphidae. The coding region runs from base 396 to 1187 and encodes 263 amino acids. Gene Ontology annotation, cellular component: caveola; cytoplasm. Gene Ontology annotation, molecular function: protein kinase C binding. The transcript has 2 exons. The record is from RefSeq and is a predicted model, not a curated record.
CUCGCUCCUUGGGCAGGCAAAAUCAGAGGGAGACGUUGAUGUCCGGCACCCAAGCACGGAGCGUGGGCGCAAAGUGCUGCCCAGGGCGUGGCCGCUGGAGGAGGGGGCACCUCUGGGAGAUACCCGGCCCCCUCUGCGGGAGGAGCCCCGCAGGAAGAGGGAGGGAGGAAAGGAGGGUUAGUCAGGGAGUGGCGGCUAGAGAGGGGGGCAGCCUCUAGAGACCCCAGCCCCGCCCGUCUGAGUCACCGACCCCAGCCCUCCAGCUGCGCUCCCCGCCCCCGGCGGGAGGAGCCCGGGCAAGACGAGACCUCCGAACCCAGACUGAGCACAGGCGGAGGGAGAGACCGAACGGAACUAGAUCGGAGCGGGCUCGGGUGCGGAUAGCUCGCAGGGCCAUGGGGGAGGGUAUGCCGGCGGCUGAAGCCGGGGAGCGCGGCCCGGUGCACGCGGUGACGGUAGUGACGCUGCUAGAGAAGCUGUCCACCAUGCUAGAGGCGGUGCGGGAGCGCCAGGGAGGCCUGGCCCGGCGGCAAGGCGGCUUGACGGGUACCGUGCGCCGCAUCCAGAGCGGCCUGGGUGCCCUCAGCCGCAGCCAUGGCGAGACCAGCAACACGCUGUCCCAGCUGCUGGCCAAGGCCGAACGCGUCAGCACGCACGCGCACGCCGCCCGCGAACGCGCCGUUCGCCGAGCACUCCAGGUGCAGCGGCUCGAGGCCAACCACGCACUCCUGGUCUCCCGCGGCCAGCUGCACGUCCAACUCUUCAAGGAGGAGGCAGAAAUCCCAGCCAGAGCCUUUCAGAAGGAGCCAGAAUCGACAGGACUCGGAGAGAAGGAACUAGGACCAGAGGCGCUAGAGGAGCUAGAAGCCAGGGAGAGCUCAGAGGAUGACAAUGAGCCGGUGGAAUCUCGGGCUAAGCGACUCCAGCGCUCUGGCCUACAGAAGGUGCAGAGCCUUCGUAGGGCAUUAUCCACCCGAAAGAGCAAAGGCCCUGCCCCACCUCCACCCACUCCCACCAAGCCGCCCCGACUGGGUCCUAGCCAUGGCAUUGAAAAUCAACCUGAGGCAGUUGUAGUGGCUGAAGCAGAGCCAGAGUUGGAGCCAGAGCCAGCAGGGAUCCCUGUGGAAGACCCAGAGAGCCUUGAGGCUAGGGAAUCUCCAAUGCUUCAGGUAGAGGGUGCUGCCUAGUGCUCCAUCCUCCCUGCUGCUUCUCUGUGCCUUUGUUUUUAAUGGCACUAUCAGUUGCCAAGCAAUAGCUCCCAUUUCCUUUUAGAGCACCAAUGCUCAAGGAAAGAUCCCUGCCUUUAUAGCUCACCUCAGUCUCUCCCCUGCUCCCAAACUCAGGCUUCCACUCCAAAGCACCUGCCUGGUCCCUGGCCACCCCAUUCUAAACUCAAAGAUCAAACCAUUUCCCUCACAAGUGUGCUCAAGAUUAAUAAACUAAUUUCACUAACAA